GUACACGCCACCGACCGCCCAGCCAGCACCCGCCCAUCCACACCCCACUCAAAAGAAAAAACCUAGCUACCUACGCAGUAGCUAGGUAGCCAGGAACGGUCGAGCAUGUUGAGCCUCGCGGCCCUGCCCAGCCUACUACCGAACCUGAGCAACCUGAGCGCCGUUCUCCGCAGCACGUCACACCGCCCCCGCCACGACGGGCAGCACGCCAUCCCGGAAGACGACCUCCUCAACAGCAUCUGGAUCGGCCUGCUGGGGGUCGAGGCGCUCAUGGUGCUGGGCGUGGCGCUGCGCGGGCUGGUCGGCGCGGUGGCCGCGUCGCGGGUCGGCGCUGCUGCGCAGAGGCGGUGGAGGAGGGGUUUUUCGGUUGGGAUGGCCUCGUCCGAGAUGGAGAUGGGGAUUGGGCAUGGCGGUGGAGAUGGGGCCUGCGCCUGGGGAAGAGAGGAGGUUUCCCGGGGGUUGGUCGUAGGUGAGGUGUCCGGAUGAUGUUGACUGGUUGUUUGAUUGAUUGAUUGUAUUGGGGGUGAGAUGCGGUGUGGUGGCGUGUUCGGUCAAGGUUAUGCUUGGAUCAGAUGACCGAGAAGGGAGUAGGUGGGAGGGGAGUGGCAUGGUGCGUCUUGUUUCGGGCGACGACCGGGAUGCAUUCGCGUGUUGGCGUUUGGGACGGACAUCUGUUGUUGCAGGGCGAUGAGUGACGAGGUCGAUGUGGCACGACGUUAUGAGCAAAUAAUGAAGAGGCAUAAUGAAGACGCAUUGCUGUUGCGAUGGAAUGGGUUAACGAUCUCUCUUUUGCCUAGAGCAACAUGAUUCGAGGCUGGAACGCACCGCAGGAUUUGAUUGCAUGAAUUACUC
Messenger RNA from Thermothielavioides terrestris NRRL 8126, 852 nucleotides. RefSeq lists its product as uncharacterized. The transcript has a single exon. The record is from RefSeq and is a predicted model, not a curated record. The coding region runs from base 106 to 486 and encodes 126 amino acids. NCBI's taxonomy places the organism in Eukaryota, Fungi, Ascomycota, Sordariomycetes, Sordariales, Chaetomiaceae.